Molecule: messenger RNA, 553 nt
Organism: Homalodisca vitripennis (glassy-winged sharpshooter)
Lineage: Eukaryota; Metazoa; Arthropoda; Insecta; Hemiptera; Cicadellidae
Product: SAP domain-containing ribonucleoprotein
Exons: 5
Coding region: 1-399 (132 amino acids)
Biological process (GO): poly(A)+ mRNA export from nucleus
Cellular component (GO): nucleus
Source: RefSeq, a predicted model, not a curated record
AUGUUAACUGAACCGCUGUUGCUAGUAAACUGGGAUCGGUCUCCUCCCGUUGAAAGGGAAGGUCCUAAGCGCUUGGAGUUGAGAGCUCAGAAAUUCGGUACACCUUUGUCUGAAGCAGCAAAGAAGGAGGCAAGAGCAGCAAGAUUUGGCAUUUCAUCAACUGCACCUUCAAAAACUUCACAAAUUACAACAUCAACCAAAAUAACGAUUGUUGGACCCAGUGAAGAAAUUUUAAGGAAACGAGCAGAACGGUUUGGAGGCAACGUAUCAAGCUUGGCUUUGAAAGCCGAGGAAAGUGAAAAGCUGAAGAAGAGACAAGAAAGGUUUGGUCUGUCUGCUGCUGCGGCUCAAACCGUAGAUGAGAAGAAAAAGCUUAGAGCCGAACGAUUCAAGUUAUAGAAAUAUAUAUAUAUGUAAAUUCAUUUACCUUUUUUACUAGGUAGAUAACCAUAUUGUUUUAAGUUAGAAGUGUUAAUUAUUUCUAUUAUGUAUAAUUUUUGUAAUGAUGAUACAAAGAUUUCAAGAAUUUAUUAAACUGUAAUUUUCAAUAUGA